This is a messenger RNA of Tricharina praecox, 1200 nucleotides long. RefSeq lists its product as uncharacterized. The record is from RefSeq and is a predicted model, not a curated record. NCBI's taxonomy places the organism in Eukaryota, Fungi, Ascomycota, Pezizomycetes, Pezizales, Pyronemataceae. The transcript has a single exon. Bases 269 to 1066 code for a protein of 265 amino acids.
CCUGCCUCUGCCUCGGCCACUGCCACUGCCACUGCCACUAGUGGUGCUUACGGUGUGGCUGCAGGAGACAAAUUUUUCGUGCAGCAGCCCAGCCAGCGCCACGCGGGAGUUGGUGAUACCGGUACCGGUAGUGGUAUGUAUCUUAUGUACUUUCGGGGGUAGAUAGCUGGGCUCUUGAGCAGAGUGGAGCAUGGAGAACCCGUACAUACCGUACGUUUUGAGGGGUAGGUAUCGAACCAUCGCCAUGUAGAACAUCUUCAAUCGGGUCAUGCAUGCAAACAUAUCGUACAUACCGUACAUACGUGCGAUAGAUAGCUGGAUAGAUAGGAAUUCUCGCCGGCCCGCCGCCACUGGACCGGAUAGCCACGACGGAUUUCACGAGUCGUUGAAACUUGAGGCAUUUGGCCCUGGGACAUCUCGCCCUCGCCAACCAUCCACAGCCUAUCGCCGCCGCCGCCGCCGCCUCCCGUCAGCGUGGAAACAAGGUGUGGCGAAAAAAGCAACGAAAGCAACGAAAGCAACGAAAGAAACGAAAGCAACGAAAGAAACGAAAGCAACGAAAGCAACGAAAGCAACGAAAGAAACGAAAGAAACGAAAGCAACGAAAGAAACGAAAGCAACGAAAGCAACGAAAGAAACGAAAGCAACGAAAGCAACGAAAGAAACGAAAGCAACGAAAGAAACGAAAGCAACGAAAGAAACGAAAGCAAUGGAAGAAACGAAAGAAACGAGAGAAACGAAAGAAACGAGAGAAACGAAAGAAACGAGAGAAACGAAAGAAACGAGAGAAACGAAAGAAACGAGAGAAACGAAAGCAAAGAAAAGGGAAAGAAACCGUCCGCGCACACGACACAGACGAGACGAGACGAAAAUGGCUCGUCCAGACUCCACAGUCUCGACUCCAGACUCCACAGUCCAAACGCCAGACGCGAGACGCCAACAACGCCAACAACGCCAACAACGCCAACAACGCCAACAACGCCAACAACGCCAACAACGCCAACAACGCCAACGCCAACAACGCCACAGCUGUGCGAUCCCAUCCCAUCCCGAGUCUGACCGAUAACUACUAGAGCCCAGCUAAGGUAACCACGAGUUAUUCCGGCCGCGCCGUCGUUUCGUUCUGUAAUGAGCUUUGAGGAAAGCGCGAUAGGCUGGAUAUGUACCUAUGCAAUGUGAGAGUACUGGCACUGCACGGCG